Molecule: messenger RNA, 3062 nt
Organism: Carassius carassius (crucian carp)
Lineage: Eukaryota; Metazoa; Chordata; Actinopteri; Cypriniformes; Cyprinidae
Product: E3 ubiquitin-protein ligase ZNRF1-like
Exons: 5
Coding region: 261-1025 (254 amino acids)
Source: RefSeq, a predicted model, not a curated record
AAAAGAGGCCAACAUCCGGUAUGGUGCGUUGCCGACGACAGUGCUGUUGAACAGGGACCACAGGACAUAACUGGCAGGAAAAUGCGGUAGGUUGUUGUCAUAACUGAAAGAGAAAUUAAAACACAACACAUUUCAGUGCUAUCUUUACGACUGUGAAAUAGAUGUGGCAUAUGGUCAUACGGCCUAAGGGCUUUGUAACGGAAGCAAUCGGGUUCGCUGAUCAGUCAUAGAUCGAUCGGGAUUAGGGAGCGCGGUUGAACAUGGGAACGAGAUCGAGCCGUUUACACGAGGAGGCUGCCGCGACAGCUUUCGAUAAAGAUGGCAUCAAGAGAGAGUCCUGUCGACGGAUCCGAAGCAACAGGCCCACUAGCCUCAUGGUGGAGUUCGCCGGCAACUUCGACCAUGACUCAGAGACGAACCGCAGCCGGUCGGAAGAGGGCAGCGACUCGGACACCGGGCAGCAUGCUAGCAGCGACGGCAGCCCCGCCGACAGCCACAUGUCCCCGUCUCUGAGCAGCCAGGCCUCGCCGACGGACGAGAAUGGGGCCGAGGAGAAACGCGAGGAGGAUGGUAGUCCUGGAGGCCCUGUGAGCGCGGAGGAAAUAGGCCGUGCACCGCAGCGCACUUUCUCGGAGCGUUUGCCCGGUGGUCGGCAUUCUUCCGCAGGCGGCGUCACAGGCAGGUCCACCCGGGUGAGAGACACCCACGCACGGCCAGUCUCUGAGGCGUGGAUCGGCCUCUACAGGGUCAACAACCGCCACGGUGCUAUUCGUUGUCCCUUCUGCACUAAGCCGUUCCCUGGAGGGCGAAUCGAGGACCAUCUUUUAAGUUGUCUGACUUCUCCACCUCUUCCUUAUAACACUGAUGUGCUAGCCAAGGACAGUGGAGAGUGUUCAAUUUGUCUCGAAGACCUGCUUCAGGGGGAAACCAUCGCUCGACUGGCCUGCCUGUGUGUCUACCAUAAAAGCUGCAUUGACACAUGGAGCAAAGUGAAGCCGUGCUGCCCUGAGCAUCCUUUUGAUUGAUUCGUGUGUUCUUGUGCAAUGACACUUUGACUCAGGAGACGAUACCCCCUGGCAGGAGCAUAUUUUCUGAAGAAAGAAUUGAGAGAAAGACACAAAGGAACAAAAACAAAUAACAAGCAUCAUCACUUGUGGUCAGCUUAAUCGGUCUGGCUGUGAGUGCUCCUGGAUUUAACUAUGUGAUGUGACUCUUGGGACUGGGCUUUUCUCUACUCUACAGCACCUGCGUGAAUGGCAGGUUUGCUCGGCUUGCCUUUCCUCUCUUAACUCUUUACUUUAAGGCUCAGAGUGAAACUGGUAAACUGAAAAGAAUUUUGUAAAACAAACAUGUUAAUAGAGGGAAGUUGCACAUGGAUCGCCUCUCCGUGUGAACAUCUUGAUCUCCUGGAGGGAUGGCGUUCUUCUUUCCAUGGAAACAUGGUGAUCUGUAAUUUAUGCCGGGCUUAGCGUUUGGUUUUUGCAGCCUGCUGAGGUUUCAGUGGCUUGAAUGAGCUACUUGAUUUUGUUGGGCAGAUCCCGGAUGAACGCAGAGGAACUGUAAAUGCGUAAAUAUUGCACAUAUGAGGCAUGAUGUUUUAUAUUUUUGGAGAAUAACCUUUUUGUUUACCCUUUUCCCUUUUUGUUACUAUAGGAACAUUUCAAAGGCAGAGUGAAAUUUCCAAUAGAUUUGUUAAAUAUAAACUACAAUGAAUAGUGAUUUUAUCCAUCCUUAAGGCAAAACUCCCCCUCAUUACCACAUUAGGCUCUUUUAACCAUCUUGAUCUGAUUGCUUUUCUUCAUUUGUAAAACUGUAUAUUGUUAACCGAUCAGAGCGAUACUUCCACUAGCUAGCUUAAUGGAUGUUAUUGGUUGCAGUGAAGUGUGUGUUCAAGUGUGUACUUAAAUCCAGAAAAUGUUGACGCUGAUAACCUGACAGCAUGUACUAGUCUUGGAGGGGAGGGUUUGUGAAAUAGCCUCUCUGCGUAUUCGAUGUAGUAGUCUAGAGAAAUCCAGUCACUUUACACCAGGCCUCCUCUACACUGAAUGAGGCCAUCUGUGGUGCGGAGAUGUAUGUCAGGCGCAGUAACGCCAUAUGAGGAGGGAGUAACUAUGACAUUGUCAUCGACCCCCUUGAAAGGAACAAUGGAAUGAACUUGAUGAACAGGACUUUUUUUUUUAUUUUUGACAGUCCUCCUAAGGGUAAAUAUUUUUCAUGUUUUGAGGUUUAUGGGGUUUCCUGAUUGUGGGUUUUCUCAUGUUCAUUAUUCUAUUGUCUCUUGUAGAGGUCAUUUGGUCUGUUACUUUUUUGCCUUAGCUCGAGGAUUCACAUUUCGAGUGGUAAGACCUCUGAAUGGAGAGUUUGCUUUUCUCAAGCUGAGAGGUUAACUUUUAAAGUAUUUAAAUGUGUUUUCUUUACAGGACAGCCUGACGGUUCUCUCCAGUUGAAAACAUGAGAAAUGCCAUUUGUGUCUGUGUGAGUCAAAUGCAAAAGUCAUUUUUACAGUUACAUUUGUUUUGUGUCGGUGUAGUGCAUUGUGGAGUGGAGGGAGGUAUUGUCAGAGUAUUUUGACAAGCUUUUAAGCUCUCGAAGUUAGCUUUUGCCCUUUAACAUAUGUGGUGCCAUACCAGAAUUACAAUAAUUACUAUAAUAACCUGGGCUUAGCUAACUCCAAAAGUGUUCUGUUUUUUUUUUCUUUCUCUAACAAAAUAUUAUUAUUAUAUAUGCAGUAUAAAUGCCAUAGCCAGUUCUGUAAUUAUUCAGUGGUAAGGGUCUUGACCCGCUUGAUCCUGUGUUUUGACAGUUGUCGGUCAAAUAUGAAUGACUUGGGAAUGUUCUUUAGGUCAACAUGAUUUGCAUAUAUUCACAUGCCCAAACACAGACAAUCUGCCUUCAUUCUGCUAAAGAACAAUUGAGUAUUUAUUUAUUAAAGUGUAAAUAUGUAUCACAUUUCAUUAUGGCUUUGUCCUUUGUCCAUGAUGCGGUUUCUAUGCCUAAAUGUUUUGUAUGUCUGAAAAAUUGUUUUUAUAUGUAUUUUUUACAAUAAAUAUGCUUAAGUGUGA